Platichthys flesus (European flounder) is the source of this 880-nucleotide messenger RNA. RefSeq lists its product as uncharacterized. NCBI's taxonomy places the organism in Eukaryota, Metazoa, Chordata, Actinopteri, Pleuronectiformes, Pleuronectidae. The record is from RefSeq and is a predicted model, not a curated record. The coding region runs from base 87 to 779 and encodes 230 amino acids. The transcript is spliced from 6 exons.
CUGAUGCAACAGUUUUGUCCUGAAGAAGACGCAGUCAGCUUCAAACGGGGACCAGUGAGAUCCACAGACACACUGAAUCAGGAGCCAUGAUGAUGGAGGUCGUUUAUGUUGCCGUGGCUGCGCUCAGUCUUCUGUCUGUGGGACAGUCGGCUCCCGUGACGAGCUGUGAGACUCUAAUCCAACCUCUUGUGAUCCCGGGAAGAGACCAGCUGCUGGGGAAAUGGAUAUAUGCAGCAGAAAGCGUAACCAUUCCAGGGGCCAGGUUGCUGACCGAUCUGCUUGCGGGAAGCGCCUGGAGCAAAAUGACGUCUGCCAACGAGAGUGAUGCCAUCGAUCUAGUUCAAGUUCAAUCAACCAUUGACCGAUGCUACUCUCUAAGAACUAAGCUGACCUUGCAAAACAGCACUCUGUAUAUGGAGCAUCCUUACCCUGCUGUUGUCACCCUGCUGAACACUGGCUGUUCUGACUGCCUUGUUUUAUUCUCAAGAUUCACCCUUGGAAGCGCAUUCAGCAGCCUGCAGCUCCUGAGCAGGAGAAGGGGAGUGUCUGUUGCUGAGAAGCAGGAGUUUCUCAAGCAGGUAGAGUGUCUGAAUUUACCAUCACCUGCUUUCCUGGACCCAGAGAAAGGUUUGUGUCCAGAUGAUUCUCUCUCUCUAGGAAGCGAGACCAUUGACAUGACCAGUGCCAUCGAUGACCUGAAGUCUGAGUGGUCUAGCAUGCUUGGCAACAUUACAAGCAUGAUAGGAUUGGACACCCUGCUCAAACUGUUCUCCAAGUGAAGAGCAUGAUUCAAAUAAAAUCAACUAAUCACAACAUAAUGAAAACACCAAGUCUAUGUGAAGACAAGUCUUCUAUUAAAAAGUAAGAGGUAUCAGACGUA